GCGCUGUACCUGUGCAGGCAGAUCCUGUUCACUGCACAGGAUCGUCCUCUCGAGUCUCUGCCAAUCUCCCUAGCUCGGUUGCUACAUUAAUAUUAUUUGGAAUUGGCGGGCAACUCCAAUUGCCGUUGGCACGCAAGGGACGCUGGUAGGAUUGCUCCUUCUGGACGAUUCUCAUAGGAAGGGUCUGAGUUUGUAGAAGUAUGGCAACCGCAUGCGUUUCAACGCGCCUUGCGUCCCUGCAGCUCGGCCUUUCCAAGGUCGAGCAGUCGCAAUGUGUUCAGUCAACUGGCUUUCGUGUUGUGCCAGCCAAAAGCAGGAAGAAUGUAGUGGCUGCAAGUCAAAUUGGGCGGAACGCGCUUCUGGGGGCUGGCCCGAUUGGACAAUCCAUGCUGUUCGACCCAAUUGGACGGCAGCAUGUCAGGAGUGGUUUGAAGCAGGGACGCUCGAGGGUGCAGAUGGAGGCAGUUGUUUCGGAAGCAGCUUCUCUUCCAGACCCUGGAGUCCCUUCAGCGCCUGCUGAGACGCCGCCUCUUGAACUAGGGUUGUAUUUCAUCCUCUGGUACAUUCUAAAUGUGUUCUUUAACAUCCUCAACAAGCAGCUCUAUGGCUACUUCCCGUUCCCCUGGUUUGUGUCAACCGUUCACCUUGCGGUUGGCGUCCUGUACUGCACAAUCGCUUGGGGUUUGAACAUGCCAAAGAGGGUGGAACUCAGCGGGGAUGAGAUCAAGGCGCUGGUCCCCAUCUCUGCAGCACAUGCUUUUGGUCAUCUCAUGACGAAUGUCUCCUUCGCCUCCGUGGCCGUCUCCUUCACCCACACCAUCAAAGCCCUGGAGCCCUUCUUCUCUGCCGUUGGGCAGUACCUCGUCUUUGGCGAGACCAUCUCGCUCCCACUGCUCUUGUCUCUGCUCCCCAUUGUUGGAGGUGUUUCUGCGGCAUCUAUGACCGAGCUAUCGUUCAACUGGACGGGUUUCACCGGGGCAAUGAUUGCCAAUUUGUUGUUCACAUACCGCAAUCUGAUAGGCAAGAAGGCGAUGAUCAAGAAGCUAGACAGCACCAACCUGUAUGCAUAUAUUUCCAUCAUCGCACUUUGCUUCUGCAUACCCGCAACAUUUGUCAUGGAGGGCAAGGUGCUCAUUCCCGGCAUCAAGGCCGCCGUCUCCAAGGUCGGCGCUCGGAAGUUCGUCCAGGAUCUGCUCCUGGUCGGGUUCUUCUACCACACGUAUAACCAGGUGCAAUUCAACUGUCUAGAGAAGGUCAACCCCGUCACGCACGCCGUGGGCAACGUCGCCAAGCGAAUCUUCGUCAUCGGUUUCUCGCUCCUCGUUUUCAAGAAUCCUGUCACAAAGCAGACCGCUGUUGGUACUGCGGUUGCCAUCGCGGGCUGCUCGAUUUACUCCCUCCUCAAGGCCAAGGAAAAGGAGGCCGCCCUCAAGGCCAAAGCGGCUUAAGGAUUCCUCGCCAUUGGUCGGCGGUCAUGGAAGCAACCUCUCGCGGAUUUAUACGCUGGCACCAGGGAGACUCUUGCUCUGGAACUCAAUUGCUUAUGAAGUUGGACUCGAUUGCGAUAUGAAGUUGGCAAGCAUGCUAGGAAGACUAGGGAAUAUAAGCAGACGGCCGCUAUGACCUGAAGCCUAAAUGUGUAGCAGGGGCAAUGCUUGACGCGACAGUCAAUACUAGACAUUAAGCAUUGUAUGUUUUGGGGACAUUGCUCAGUCCACCCCUCCAGGUCCACUUAGUCUGCUUGCCCGUUUAUAGGUGGUGGAAUUUGUGUUGAAUGUUGUCAGGACGUCGCCUGUUGGUGAAAGUUAUUGACGGUUGCUACUAGAGGUUCUCAUCUUGAAUGUACUUUACUUGGGAGUAGUGUAUCUGUCGUUGUGCAGGAGACCAGGCUGUGUCGCGUGUGGCAUGUCCAACUGAUGCAUGGAUAGCUCUUCUCUUUCCAG
Messenger RNA from Klebsormidium nitens, 1943 nucleotides. Lineage: Eukaryota; Viridiplantae; Streptophyta; Klebsormidiophyceae; Klebsormidiales; Klebsormidiaceae. The record is from the annotation of a GenBank genome assembly.